Pomacea canaliculata is the source of this 14892-nucleotide messenger RNA. RefSeq lists its product as uncharacterized. Gene Ontology annotation, molecular function: chromatin binding; DNA binding. Bases 595 to 7551 code for a protein of 2318 amino acids. The record is from RefSeq and is a predicted model, not a curated record. Gene Ontology annotation, cellular component: nucleus; chromocenter. The transcript is spliced from 8 exons. Lineage: Eukaryota; Metazoa; Mollusca; Gastropoda; Architaenioglossa; Ampullariidae.
CAUGCGUAGUAUGGCUUCAGCCAUGAUAAAUAUCAUGAAUAAAUGUAAAAUUUUAUAUUAGAUAAUUUCUUGGAAUCUUUACGUGUUUUACGAUGGCAAUUUAUGCACGGAGUACUCAUGGAUCUAAAUUAACAGAUGCAAGUGUACCCAGUUCGAUUGUUUCUGCCUUCAGGAGCACUAGGACCAAAUCCAUCCAUACCAUCUUCAGUUCUAUAUCUUCAAAGUAUUUUACACAUGAUUUUCAGUGAAAGAUGUAGAAAAACAACUGGGAAAGAAAAUAACCAUAUUCAUUGACCGAGUGCAAUGAAUUUUAUAUAGUCUUUGUUGUUAAUGUUUGAUGCUUCUGAAUAUUCUACUCAUCAUGCUGCUUACACCAAACUGUUUUACAGCAAAUAAUGUAAUGUGAGUUAUAGUAUAUUAGUGAAGACCUAACAGUUAAACUGUGAAUGACUGAAUGGAAGAAAAAGUGGGAUUGAAACAUGGGUCUCAUAUGGACUUUCAGUUGGUGUGUGUAAUGGGAAAAGAAGGCAGCUGGGUGAAUGAAUCAGGUGACCCAAAACCAGACACUCUGAUCCAGGGGUUAUCGGGUCAAACAUGAACUAUGACGGCAGUCAGCAGUAUGGUUUCAACCUUGGAUUAGCUGCUGCUGCGGCGGCGGCUGCUGCAGCAGCUAGCCAGCAACAACCAGUACAACAGAAUGUGGCAGGUAACAUUUAUCCCUACUUUCCGGGAGCAGGGGACUUACAGCAACAGCAGCAAUUGUCUGCCAAAGUUGCUGCCCUGGGGCAACCAACAGCUGUGGCAGCUUUGGCAAGAAAGAACAUCUUGUACAGUCCACAACAGCACCAUCUGCAACAGCAGCAACAACACCUCCAGCAUCAGCAACCACUUCAGCAACAGCAGCAUGGAACAGCCUUUGGCUUGGUGCAAGGGCAGGCAAUGGUUGGGAGGCAGAAUGUGUUUCCCAUGGCUACAGGGCUGUCCAUUCCCCAGGAGCCUCUCUGUUCACCUCAGAAUAUGCUGGAGGCAUAUGGCAGUCUCAGUCCCAAUAUGAUGGGGCAGAAAGUGGCAUCUACUGGUGCUGUCGCAGCCUCUGGCUAUAGGAACUUUGGCUGGAUGAACAUCCCUCAGGCCAACAACAACAUUGCCACCGUCAGCAACAAUAACAAUGCAGGCACUACAACCCCCGUCAACAACCAGCCAUCACUUCCCAGCAUUGGGCAUCUGUUGUCGCAUCUGCAGCAGCAGCAGAAGCAGCAAACAACCAUGACAGCUUUGUUCCACCCUUCUCCCCAGCAGUCACAGCCACAGCAACACCAGCAAAAUAUUGCCAACUUCCAGAGUAUACAUGUUUUCCAGGGGGCGCCCACUGCAAACUUGCAAAUGUCUCCUGGUGGGCUUCAGGUGUCACCAGGAAGCAUACAGGUAUCCCCCAAUGGGCAAGCAUUUCAGGUGCCACAGUCCCUACAAAAUACUUUGUCUCCAAACACUAUGGCUGCUGCUGGCGUUGGCUUUUCUGCCCUUCGCCAGGUGCAAGUCUCAGCUGCCAUUGGAGGCAUGGUGGGUGGUGGCAUCCGUAAUCAGGUGGUCAUGGCACCUCGAGGACAGGUGAUCAUGGCCCAGACAUUUCCUACAGGAAACUCGGGUAGCAAUGAGAUGAAGAACUUUCAGUCUGUUGCCAAGUUGGCGACUGUAGGGCCAGGAGGUGGGUUAGGAGUCAGAGCUGUGAUGGGCGGCCAGGUCAACGUUGUGAGUGCACCCCCUAUCUCUGCAACUCUCCCUUCUGCAGCCUUAGUUACCUCGUCUACAGCUGUCAGCCAUUCUGACCAGCCAGUGUCAUUUGUGUCACAGGCCAGCUGCAACCACAUUGCAUUAACCACCACCACAGUGACUGUCACCACAUCUGCCUGCAGUCUUGCUGCCACCACAGCCACUACCGUGCACACCUCCAUUCCUUUAGCCACCAGUAUCACCUCGCUGCCCAACAUCUCUCCCACCUCUUGUCAGCACACCUCACCCCAUCCUUCCCACCCUGCUCACAACAGCCAUGUACAAGAGGUAGAAACAAAGAGAGAUGGAGUUUCUGGGUUGUUGGCAACCUCUUCUAUGCCUCUAGUAGCAUCUUCGGCUGGCACCCCUGCAAAUGGAUCUGAUGAGGCUGGGAAUGGUGAAGUUCAAGUGAUUAAAGUUCCUUACAGCUGGCGACGGGAGCUUGUCAAUGGAGCUGUUGUAUACUUCAGCCCAAGCAAUGUGUGUCUGUCUUCAUUGGAGCAAAUUCAGGCCUACCUUUCUAAGUCAGGAACAUGCAAGUGUGGACUAGAAUGCCCACUGCAAGUUGGGCGAACUUUCAACUUUGAUCCAGCUGUUGAAGGCAAGCCAUGGAGCAUGGAGGAUGUCACAUGCUCUCAAGAUCUUACCAAACUGUGUAAUCACAAGCGGAAAGUUCUGGCAUUAGCUGCAUUUCAAAACUCCACUGUUGGUCAAGAGACCCAAGGCAAAGCUGAUGGCCCAGCUACAAAAUUUAGGAAGAGAGACAAGGGCAAACUGGGAGACAAUCUGCUGGUUUCACCUCUGGUGGCAGACUCCAAGUUGAAGACAUCCAUCACAAAUGCAGUUAACAAGCAUGCUGCAGCCACUGCCCUGUCUCUUAGCAGCAGCCAUAACAGCCUAAACAGCAGCACCAGCAGCAUUAUUUCCUCAGCCCAGUCUUCAUCAGCAGAGGAAAUAGGAGUAGCUGGGAGCAUUAGCCAAGCAACAAGCACUGACCUUGGGAUUUCAGUUCCCACUCCCCAGCACAUGGUUCCUCCAUCUGCAAACUGUGGGGUGGAUCGAAGUGGCAGCAUUCACUGUCCAGCCCAGUCUCCAAUGUCACAUUCUCCAGCCAGUAUGCACAGCACACCAGGUAUGCCAGUUGGGGGAGGUGGUGACCACAUGGAAGGCCUGGGCCCCAUCACAAGCCACUUUCCUGGUAAACUGGACUUUGGCAGGAACCAUUCCUGCAGCUCUGUUGCCAUAGGUAUUGGAGGUAGGGGAAUGACUCCCAACCAUGUGGAUCCCAGACAGUUUCCCCAAAGUGCUUUGCAGUGCAAUGUGUUCUCUCCUGAUGAGUUUAAGCAGUCCUAUUUCAUGCAGCAGCCACAGGUACAUCCUCACCCUCAGGGUCAAGUUAACAUGAGUGGUAUGCCUUUCAUGGCCCCGAUGCCACCGCACACUGGAGUGGCACCUGCAGGGACCCAGACAUUCCGAGGAACCCACCCCAUCAGUAUACAGAUGCAGUAUCCUGUGGGUUUCCCUCAUGGUCAGCAGCAGGUUCAUUCUCAACACCAUUACCCUAACACCAUGGUCUGUCAUGGGCUGCAGCAACAACAGCAGCAGCAUAUGCAUCCCACACACCAGCACUCGCAGCAACAGCCACCACCACUACCCCAUCACCAUGCACAUCAAGGGCAGUCACUCCUGAGACACCACCAGCCCCUGCAGCCACCGCAUACCAUGUUUCAGAAUCUCCGUAUGGGUUCUCCAGGGGUGUGGCCACCACAGCACCUACCACCUCACCAUGGAGGACCCACUCCUCCUUCAGGGUACCUUUCUGAUCCCCAUCACCAACAAGGAGGAGGGGUGUUUCCAGGUGGUUACCCACAUAUGGGAGACCUGCUGUGGCUGGAGCCAGGCAAACCAAAAAGCAAACGCCCCCGAAGCAAGAAGGACAAACAGAAGCUCAACAGUAUUGUGGAUAGAACCUCACCAUGUGGUGUGCUGGGCCGACACAGGCCUGGAGGAGCAGGGACUGCCAUGCCCAUGACAGACCUGCCUAAGUGUUCGACGCCGUCCACUCCUGCCAUAACCACCAGUACCCCAAAUGUGUUCCCAUCUGCUGCUGCCACAACUACAUUACCAUGUUCCGUCUCAUUUCUUGAAAACCCUGCUGUGUUCGUGGCCCAGCAGACUGCAAUUAUAAACAGCUCAUUGGCCAGCUGUCAGGUAGACCUUGGUUCCCCACCACAUCUCACCAACCCUACUUUCACCUCCAACCCAGUGAGAGCUAAUGCAUGCUCAGCUACUAACACCACUUUGCCUAUAAUAAAAGUGGAACCGGACUGUGAUGAAAGGCUUUCAGAAAGUUUCCCUGCCUCAGGCAGAGGGAUGACUGAAUGUGAGUGCAAACAGGAGCCUACAACUGAUGAUGUUUUGUGCUUAAGAGAUCAAGAUAAGAAGUUGUGUGGCAACUCAUCUGUUAUGAGCACUGUUCACCUCAACAAGAGUCAUGUUGUGUCAAAACUUGAGCCCAGUGCAGUUUUACCCUCACAGUCAGGAAGUUCAUCAUCUAAAGUUAGUGAUACCUGUGGUACCGGUGGUAAUGGCUUGUCACAGGGGUCACAGGGCAAGAAAAAACCCUCCCCUAAGGCCAAGAAUCGUCAGAAGAUGCUGCCUGUAGCCAGCAAGUUGACUGUUGCCAACACGUGUUUGCCGGAGUGUGCUUCCCCAGUCACCUUACCCCAACACAGCAUUGUUUCUCCCCAGCUGCCAGUCCACCACCAGCAGCACACCAGUGAUGCUAAUGCCAUGAAUGCUGUGACAGGUUCUGUCCCUUUUCAAGUUCCUGACCUCUCUCAGCUCCUUCUCGGCAGUUGUGGGAACACCAGCAAUAACUGGAACUUGAUGGCCUUGCAGUUAGCACAAUACAACAACAGUAAUGGUAACAACGGCAGUCUCGGAGGGAAUGGGGAUUUGAACUCCAGUGCAAGCACUAAUGCACCGACAGAUUUUCCUGCCAGCAGUCUCCUGACGGCGGCAGCCAGGGCGCAGCUUUCUCAGCAAACUCCUCUGAACUCUUUCUUGUUGCCUGCCAUUCUGUCUGCCAAUGGACUAGCUACUCAAGAUCUUCCCCUCCUUGCAGCUGCAGCUUUGCAACAGCAACAACAACAGCAGUUGCAGCAGCAUGAUGCCACUGCAUCAGUAACCUUGAAUGGUGGUGGCAGUGCAGAUCUCACUGCUAAAACAUCACCUGCAAUGGCAGGGACCAGCAUGGUUGGGGUUAGUCCUGUGGGGGUUGCAACCUUGAACCAGGCCUGCUCAUUACCCAUGCAGCUGCUGCAAGGUACAAACAUGGUGACAGCUGGUGUGAUGCCUACCACUGCUUUCCAAGGUGGAACUUUGCUGGCCCAAGGAGUGCAGAGCAUGCAGGGCUUGCAGGGCCUGCCCCUCAAUGUCUUUUUGCCAAUGAAUCAGACAGGCGUUGGAGCUGAUGGCUUGCAAGGCAUCUCCAUUGACAUGGCAGGUAAUAUCCUGGCCUCUGUUUCCAUGGGCAACACAGUCUGCAAGACUUUGAACAUUUCACCCAAGAUGGUCACCACAUUAGUUGACACUGCAUCGGCCAUCUCACCAGGUUCGCUUCCAGGUUCCCUGUCACCAGCAGUACCCACCUCUGCAGGUUUCUCAUCACAAGGAUGUGGCAGCAUGAAGGGAAUGGGGUCUACCAUUCACCACCUCCCACAGAACAACAUACCUCAUGCUGUUGCACAGAAUAUUGGUUCAGGCAUUCAGACCCAGAAUCUUAGUCAGAGCAUACAAGGGAGUCAAAACACAUCUCAGAGCAUGCAGGGUCAGGCAUUUAAUCAGACUAUAGGUCAAGGUGUGCCGCAGGCGCUGGGAGUGAAUGUCAGCAUGGGUCUGGGAGGUGGGGAAGCUGUUGUGCUGAACAGUCUGCUACCUUCCUUCCUAACGCUCAAUACCUCCAUGCCACCCAUCUCACUCCCCAUGGUCACCAGCGUCACCAACAGCCUAGCGCAGGUCAUUCCUGCUGUUGGCACUGCCCCAGCUCUGCUCACCACGCAGCAGCAGCACCAACCCCAGCAUCAGCAGCCCCAGCAGCAGCAGGCAUCCGCAGCACAGUUUCUCAAUGCUCUGGCUAUUCCUGCCGUGGCUGCGGCAGCGUUUGCCAACCCGCUGCUCAUAACGAAUCCUUUGGUAGCUCAGGCCACAGCUAACCCUCCUGUGCCCCAGUAUCCUACAAAAGUCAUCACAGAUGAGCGAGACUGCGAUGAGUCUGUGCAAAGCAUGCAGGCCAUGGGCAGCCAGAUAGAGGAAAAGGCCCUAGAAAGUUCUUCACACAAGCUAGAAGAUGGUGGGGGAUGCUCAGGGAAAACCUUGGAUAUGCCCCAACACCAUAGCUUGAGCCAGCAGGCUCUCACGGUGCAGACAAGCGAUGCUUUUCAGCAGCAGCAGCAACAGCAGCAGGUCUUUGUUCUACCUGGUGGUGGCUUACCUCUGAUGCACGUACUCAGUGCUGGCACACAUCAGCUUGGUGCAGCAGCAGGCGUUGUUGAUAAACUGUGUAACACCACCCAGCUUUUUCUUCCAGCAGCUCCGUCUGCUGCAACACUUUCACCAGAUCUGACGCAGUUAGGGGCUGUGGCAGCCUUGACUCCACUGGGCAUUCAGCAGAUGUGGAACAGCCUCAACAGUCUACAGUUGCAGCAAUUGCAGACGCUGCAACUUCAGCAGCUAGUGUGGCAACAGCUGCAGGGCAUGCAGGCCCUUCCCCCACACAUCACCACAUUGGAUGCAUCUGCCACCCAUCCACUGCAGACACAUUUCUUUACAAACCUACAGCAGCAACAAGUGCAGAUAUCCACGUCACAGCAGCAGCCCCAACAGUCCCAGGAUGUAUUGAUUGCCCAAGAAGAAGAGGUAGAGGAAGAGGAAGAGGAAAUGGAAGCAGGUGGAUUAAUAUCCAUGGAUGGAGCAGGAAGUGACUGUGGUGCUCAGACAGAGAUUGCAUCAUCUUGCAUCUCUAUGGAGAAGGUGCAGGCUCGUGAAUGUGUGGAUGCUUCCCCGGCAUCACCAGUGCAGAGUCCAGAUGCCAGCAACAGUCCCAGUUCAAAAGCAGGACCAGUCCCAGCAAAGACGAGUGGACAGAGCCCAGAUAACAGCAAUGGCUUUAGGGAGACUAAAGCCAGUCAAGAAAUCUUGCCAUCAUCAGAUAUCUCUCCUUCAUUGCAGCAAGGAGGCAAAAGCACACACGGGGGUGCAGAGAGAAAUACUGUUGGUAAUGCCUUGCAAAAACCUGACAUCUUCUUAAAUUGCAUGGUCAAGUCUUCAUCUGGUCCAGCUUCUAGAAUGUCAACAGCUAGUAGCCCAAGGUCGCAGAGCAUAAAGUCACAUGUGGUGAGUUCUACAGCCCAAUCGACAAUGAUGGAUACCAGCUGUUUAAGUGGGAAGCAAAGUUGUGGUGAUCCUGUUUCACUGAAUGACAGAAAUGCUCGUGCCAGUAAAACAUUGUAUCCAGGAGACAAAACUGCAAGCAACUUUAAUCAUUCAAGUUAUCACCCUACUGUCAAUGGAAACUGCAGGGGCAAAAACCUUCAAAGCCAGAUGGAGGGGGGAGGCAAACGCAGGGGAGUAAAGAGAAGCCUGGAGGACCAGUGCUUGUCUGCAGGUGCAGCCAAAGUAAUAAGCAAUGGAACUGCAGCUUUGCCACUGGGAGGCAUGCCAGUUGUGACAAUAACCCCAGGCCCAAACAUUGUUGGUCAGGGUCAGUGCAGCACUUGAGACUGUUAGCUCACUGUUGGUGAUAUUCAUUUUUCUAUCCCUGUGCAGUAAAGACUUCAGUCUAAAAUGCUUGUCUUCUCAUCUUGGACUUCCUUUUCUGGAAUAUAACCAGAAUCGACGUCAUACCAGAAUGAGGUUAUCUAUAGAGUUAUACAGCGACAGCACAUUUUUGUAGCCUUGUAUGUUGUUACACCAUUGUUCAUCUCAAAACCCCAUGUGGAGUCUGCUGAUAAAACAAAAAUCAUGAACUUAAGUUAAAGGGCCACACAGAUUGCUUUGGUUUGUAUUUUGUGUGCAAAAAAAAAAAGCCAGUUGUUUAAAAGAUUUUUUUCCUUAUUGGAUGAGGCUGGUCCCUUUGUGUUGCUAAUCUUUAAUUUGACUUUCAAACUAUUGCCUACUAGAGAUAACAAAGAUGUAGUGGAUUUGUUAGAGUGAAAACAUCAGAUUGUUAGUGGGACUGGGUGAUUUGUUUGCUUCUUUGUAUUUUAAAACUGUUUGGCUCUAACGAUCUGAAUGACUGUGUGGUUACAUGCUUGUACACCUGCUGGGUUUGCCAUCCAACUGUGCCGCAGUGACCCAUACAAAAGAAGAGAAACGUUAUGCAUGAAAAUAUUAAAAGAAAAAGGUCAUUGGUGGAAGAGAAUUAGAGGUAUGUUAACAAAGUAUUGUUUGUCCUUUCUGUGAAACACAGCUGACAGUGUUUGUGAUAUUUGUUGACAUACAGUGUAUUGUUUCAUGUCUCAUGAUGCAGUGACUUAUUGCAACAAUAUAAGAAAACAUUGUUUUGAUUGAAUGGUAUAGAAAGGAGGAAUAACAUGUGAAGUUUGCUAUAAUUCAAGAAAACUGCAAAUAUGCUGCAUUUUUCUUAAAACUCUUAAUAUUUAUUUCUCUAGUAUUUGGUCUUUUUAAAAAAUAGUUUACACAUGCAUUGCCAGAACUCAUGGAAAAGGUACAAUUUUUAAAUAUCUGUAGGGAAACACAUGGCUUUAAUUCUUUCACAGUUGACCUGUUGUGCUACGUAAGAUAUGGCCUCUUGGUGAGGUGACAGAGUUAGAAGAGAAACAAUCUUACUGGAAUAGCUAGUGGACAGCCAGUUGUAUAGCAUUAUAUACCAAAGUAUCCAUUUCUGUGUCAUGUGAGCUACUUUUUCUUCUUUCCAGACUUGAAAUGCUAUAUUAACUUAAUAAGCCUUAUCUAUUUAUUUAAGACAGACAAAAAUCUAUUUCAGUCAGUAGCAUAUAAAUAAAAGAUUUAGUGGGAGUAGUGUAUACUUCUAGAAACCAGACAAGUUUUAAAUUCUUGUUUACAUAAUUAUAUAUAUAAUGAUGAUUAUUUUAGUAGUUCCUCUGUUUCUGUAAAGGUUGUCUGCUGCACAGGUGUCUUGUAGUUAUUCUGUGAUAAUCUCAGGAAAGAGACAUUCAUCCAUUGCCAGGUUGUCAUGUUUGCAGCUGCAUCAGAUCUGAAAAUGGUUUUAGUAUGCAGAUAGUUCAGUGCAAUGCAUUGGGUCUUCAGUGGUCAGGCACACACUCAGUUGCAUGUGGGACAUCAUCCAUGUUGUGCAUCCAGUUAAAAACAUAAAUAAAUGCUUACUUGGUCUUGACAUGUUUUCACAGUGCAUCAAGAUCAUUCUUCUUCUUGUUCAAGAUCAUUACCCUCAUCAAUUUUCUUAUUCCCUUUACUAGACUCCCCUGCUUCAUCUUGGAGGAGGGGAGGGAAUCAUCUAGCUUAGAAUUAAUGCACCCAAGUUUGAGGAUGGAGUGAGAAGGUUGAGCUCUACCUCCCAUGUAUUAGAGGUUUCCAAAAACACUAAAUGUUAUCAAUUUAUCUCUCAUAUCACAGAUGUUAGGGGAAGGGCCUGAACACUCCUUGGCUUUCUUGUCCUUUCUUGUCCUGCGUUCUACUAAUCUUGUAUUGUUGUUUCUCAGUAUCUACUUCCCCUCCUCUCUUUUUGGUCACACUUUAUGUACACAUCCAUUGAUACAUACAGACAUCAGAAGUCAUUUUUAUGAGGCAAAGGUUGGUCUAUUGAUUGGAGGCAUUAGGACAUCUUGUAAUUGGUCACAGAAGCAGACCUAGAAGGUUGGCUAAUAAUCUUGAGGUCCCUAUUAUGAGUAUAGUUUAUGGCUUACUGGAGGGCUUGCUAAAACUCUAUGUAUUUAGUGGAGUUACGACAAAGUUAAAUGUGUGAAUGAACCUCUGGUUCAUAACUACAGCACCAGACUGUUACUGUUCUAAUCAACAGUAGAUGAGGAAGACAUGGCAAAUUUACAAAGAAAAUAAUGUACACUUGCUGGAAAGAAAUGUUCAGGGCUGUUUUAAAUAGAAGAGAUGGGUUUUUUUUUUUCUAAUUGACUUUGUUAAAGAUAGGAAAUUAAUUUAAUUUCUUUAGUUGUAUUCAUGCAUGAUUGAGUGAUAAUUGGGGUGGGAUGGUGAGUGUAAAAAUCUGCACAAUAUAUUUUUAUAUAUGUUGUGCUCCAGAUUUACUUAUAACCAAGAGCAUGUUGCUGUUUGUAACCAAUUUUACUGGCGCUAGAUUUUUGAAUACAGGUCUCUGAAACAAAUCUUUUUCAAAUUAGUUGGUCACCAUUUGAUAGUUUGCAUUCAGUCUUUAUUUUGAUAUAUAUGCUGAAGUGAGUGUUGAUCAUUCGUCAUGUUUGUUCUCUCCACAAAAGAGUGUACUACUUUUUAUUCACAUUGUCUGGCAUACAUGAGAAGCAUUAUUUGCAUUUUUUAAAAUCAAUUUUUGGUCUGUGUCAGAGACAGACGACGUAAAGAAUGUGAAAUAGUCAAGAUUGUCUCUGGUUCCAAGCAGAGUAAGGGCAUAUUCGUUUGACAUAAUCAUGGUUGUGUCUUCCUUAAUGUUGAUGCUUCAGUUUUGUUUCGUGCAAUUAUGAAUACACAAUUAUAUAAGAAGUGUAUUUCGUGACCUAAACCAAAACAUUUCAUGGGUGUUCGUUAUUUCCAUAGUCAGGUGGGUCUAUGAGUGGAUUUGUGAGUUCUGGUAUGGUAGCUGAUCUCCACAGUUGUGAAACCUGGAGCCAAACAGUGUCUCUAUUAGGUGUGCACAGUAAAGAAUGUGUGUGCAUGGGCAUGUGUGCAGCUUUGUUAUUAGAGCUACGUGAUCCAUCAUUGUCGUCGGUUAAAAAAAAAACAAAUUUGUGUAUUUACAGUAUUAAAAACAAACUGAGGGCAAGAGAGUAAGUUUUUGGGAAGAUUGAACAAAGACCUGUUAAUUGAAUGAUCGUAUCUGCUCCUGCAUAAGGUAGCAAAAGUAGACUCUUCUCCACUGCUGAAGUUCAUGGCCUCUUUUUAUCUUCCCCAUUACCCCCACUCACAAAACAAGCACUGUAUUCAGAUGUUAAUUGCCCAAUGCUGCCUUGCCAGCAAGAAGUAUCUUGAAACAGACAGAUUGCAAAUUAUAAGUGGGAAUGAGUUAGCAAUAUGUGAUUGUUUUGGUUUUUUUUUUUUUAAACAAUAAGAGCGCAUAUUUGCAGUUGUUUGUCAGGGUUUUUUGUUUGUUUGUUUCUAUGCCAUAAGAGUCUUUAAAAGCUCCCUCUUCCUGAUGAGAUUUGUUCCCUUGUUCAUGGCCACAUACAUCUAACCACAUCUGUCUUUUUUGCCUGACGUUAAAUUAUUAGUUUUUGUGUUCUUUUUUCCUUUUUUUUUAUUUUGAUAACAGGCACAUACACUCAGGUCAUAGAGUUGUGAUAGUAUGUGUAUUAACAGAUCUGUUGUCUUGGAAAAGAAGCUAGAAGAGAAACAAAGAGAAUAGUUCUAUGGCAGCCUCAAGAGUCGUCUUUUGAGAAGAGGCUGGAGAAUGAGCAUAAACAGUUUUGAUACAUGUUGAUAUAUAUACAUAUGCAUCUAUAUAUAAUGUUUUCUUAGUCGCUUAAGUAAAUUAUGCUCUUAGUAGUAAUUUUUCUUUACUCUUUUAAGAACCGUUGUUGAUUUAUUCUUUUAUUUUUGUUUAAAAUUGUUUGUGCUUGAGUAAUAGCUUAGGGGAAAAGUAGAAGUGAAAGCAAUUACAGUGGUUUUGCUUAAGCCUUGCUUGCAUAUUUGUUCACCUGUUGGCCCAAAAUUUUAACUCUACCUUCUCAUUUACAAUUUUUUUCAACUAUCCACCAACAAAAUUUAAAAUAUAUCUUUCAACUGAGUAGCCAGAGAAAGAUUUUUACCCACUGAGCCUUUGUGACCAUUUAAACAUUUUGACCUUUGUGAGAUAUAAAGUCACAUUUUUAACAACAAAAAAACUGUUCGUAACCAAGUCAAUUUUCCCCUCAAAACUGUCAUUGAUGUACCAUUAAUGACUGCAUUUAUGAUGGCUAUUCAUUUUGACACAAGAAAUAUGUUUACAAACCUGGUUUAAGUACUUAGUUUUUAUUUGCAUCAUUUCACUGCAAAUGGCAAACAUAUAAAGUAUUAUUUGUGUAUCGUUUCCCACAGAUGCACUGCAAUUUUGUACUGAGUGUGCAUGCAUGCGCAAGCAUAUACAUGUGUUAUACUCAUAUGUUUUAUCUUUGUCUUUGUUCAGAGAGCUUAAAGCUGGUGUUUCUGUUCUUGUUUACAAAGGCAUUCUCGCAUGUUUGCCUGUGUGUGAUCAGUAUGGGUUUUUUAUAUAGGUAUUGAAAAUUUCUCUUAUUUUGGUAAACAGCUGGUUAGAAGAACAUGGCAUUUGCUUUUAUUGCUACAUUCUCUUGAAAGUUCAUUUUUAAUGUUUUCGCCAAGCCUGUUUGUGUGUGUGCACUCAUGCACAUAUGUGUGCAUGAAGAAAAGAUGGAGUGCUGGUGAGAGGGAGAGAGAAAGAGAAAGGACGUAUAAAAUUUAUAAAAUUUGGUUUACAUCUUUUGAAAACACCUUACUUUUAUGUACAUGCAUUCCACAUUAAAAGCCAUAUUUAUAAACAUUGAUGGGAGUUAGCAAGAACAUGUUCCUUCUAACCAAAUAGAAAUUUGCAAUUGACAUUAAACCAGAAUCUGAUAAGCAAAGUAUGUGGUGGACAUCACAAAGCAUAAUGCUAUCAUUAUGCAUUUACUGUAAGGUAAAAUCAAUAUCAGUAAAGUCAGGUUUACAUAAAAUUAUAUGAAAAUGACUCAUUAACCCCUUCAUGCCCAAAUUAUUUUUUAAAAAUUGUUCCUGUUAUGACCAUUAAAGCAAGAGCUGUAUUAAAGAAGUAGGUUAUUGUGAUGUAUUACAGUUCAGAUCAUGUGAUUUAACAACCACCUUCGGGAUGCAAGCUGAUCAAAAUCCUUUCUGCUAGAUUUGCACGUUUUGCCACACAAUUAUUAUGUCAUCUAUGAACAGAAUUAGCCACAUGUGUACCUAACCUUUUCAGGCUUGCUUUCAGUUGAUGGAUUUGUGUCUAAAAUCAGCAUUUUUUUCUCCUUGGUGAAUUUCGAUUUCAAUAUUCACAAUCAAAAACUUUUUAUGUGCCAUUUUUUCGAUCAUUAACUAAUUGUAAUAUUUGCUUUUAAAAUUUUAUAUUUUUAAACAGUGUGGAUAUAUCAGUGAUACAGUGUCUGUUGGCAGAAUUAGUUCUUAGCAAGGUCUUACAAUGUAUGGGAAGUUCUUUACUAAAAUUCUAUUUAACAGGAUCAUUUUUUUUUCCAGCUUUUGGUAAUUUUUAAUGAUUUGUUUUUCAAAUAUGAUGUUAAGUUUACUUCACCUGUGUAGCUUUAAAUAUCUUGGUCAUCAGGUGUGCAUCUUUAAAUCAUAAUUUGCAGCAGCAUUUACCUUUUUGUCAAAGAAUAACAAUUUUUUUUUUCUUUUAUAUGAACAACUCAUGAUGAGUAUAGUGGGACUAAAGUGUAUUUUAAACAUAAAGUUAUGCUAGAGUCCAUCACUGUUAAUUGAAAAGGUAACCAGAAUCUUGAGUUCCCGCAUAAAAGGUUUUGUCACAGAUAUCUAUUUUGUGAGGAGCAGUAACAUGCAGCUGUUAAAAUUCUGAUCUGGAGAAGACAAGAAAGGGAUACUAGCAUUAAAAUGUGUUUAAGUAAAACAAAAUCUGUGAAAAACGUGCUUCAUAGGUACUUUUUUUAAUAGCAAUUGUAGAUUUUUUUUUUCAAACCUUGCUGCCACUAGGCUUUCAUGAGUAUGCAUCAUCAAGGUGAUCUUCCAAGAUGUUCCAACCAGCAUUUGACAGAGACUGAAUUUUGCCAUGCAGUAGUUAUUCAGGCAGUUGAGAAGUUGUAUGCAGCUUUUCCUGCCUUGAACUGAAAAGUUUUAGUUGGGUUAUUAUAAUUCUGAAAACAGUACAAUUUGAUUGUAAUGCUGACAGUGAUUUUUACCUUGUGUGUUGUCUAACUUGUAUAAAAAUCAUGUAGCAAGUGUAAGAUAUAGAAGACAUUUUUCAAAUGGAACACUUGUUUAUGCAACACUUUCUUGUUAAUGAAUGUACUGUAGAGUGUCCUCAACUGGUUUAUAGUAUAAUUCACUACAAUUCUUGCAUACAGCUGUGCACAUAUACACAAAGAUUCACACACACACACACAUGCCUGAAUCAAUACAUACAAAUAGACAAACAUGCACAGAUGAGCGUUACAGCUUGGAACUGCUUGAUUUCAGAUCUGUUGGUGAUGUAAAGGUGUGGUGUCCAUGUCUGUUCAUUUCUGCCAACAAGUGUUCACAUACAUACUAGAAACCCUCACAUUAAUCUAAGGAUAUAGAUCAGCGCGGUUUGUAUAUGUUUUAAUGUUAAACCAUUUGAAAAAUGAUAAUUACAGUGCUGCAAAGUCUGUACACAAAAUUGUACAAGAUUGUGUUGUACAUAUUUUAUCUCUACAGGAAAGACAAGCUUGAUAAUGUGCCAUGAGUGAAGCAGCGUUUUCGCUGUUCCAUUUCACCAGAACCCCUUUCAUCAUGAUCAGUUAUUUGUUAUGGACAAGUGGUAUCAAAUGAUUAUUCAAUUGUAAAUUAAUCAUUAUGAGAAUUAUUUAAAAGUGCUGCCUAGAUUUUAGAAGCCUGGUGCUUGGAGCAGAUCAUUUUUUAAUUCAGUGAUGAUUUGUAUAAAACAUUGGUCUGUGUGGUUUCCUUUUUUUGUCAUAAUCAUCAUGAUAAUCAUAAUCAUCAUCAUUAUCUUGUUUUUGGUUGACUCUUCAUUGUAUAUAGUGGGGCUGUACAGUGUGCAACAGCCUCGACCAAUGUGAUACCCCCUUCCCUUGUCCUUUUUUUACACUGCGAUUCGGCUCAACCAUCAGUACCUUUGCGCUGUUAAAGAACUCUCUGUCCACUGGAGUGUGGGUUAGAAUGAGAGAAACAUGCCAGUGGCAUUGUGUGGGAGAGAGAAGAGCAAUUUGAUCAUACUUGAAGUGACAUAAAGUUUAUUUACAGUAACAUCAUGCCGCA